CUUGGUGUGCCAACAUCAUCAUCAUCAUCAUCUUGCUACAUUCAUUCUCACAACAACAACAAUGGGCAAACCCGCUAGUUCUUCCUCUUCCUCUAUUAGCAGCACUACCAACCGCCGCCUCCUCAUUUCAACCGCAUCUUCUCUCACUCAACAACUUCCUACUGAUCUCAGGCUUGGACUCGGCAUUUCUGCCACUCAACAUGUUGCUUCUUCUAUUUCAAGGGGCCAAUGGCAACAACCACACCAUCCUUUUGUGAACAAUAAUUAUUCACAAGCUGCUGCUUCUGCUGAAGUGAAUGAUUGCAGCAACGAUCAUAGCAGCUUCUUUGUGAAGGUGUACAUGGAAGGGAUUCCAAUCGGAAGAAAGCUCAAUAUACUAGCUCAUGGAGGCUACUAUGAAUUAGUCAGGACUCUUGAACACAUGUUUGACACUACCAUUCUUUGGGGAACAGAGAUGAAUGGGGUGCAACCAGAGAGAUGCCAUGUGCUAACUUAUGAAGAUGAAGAAGGGGAUUUGGUCAUGGUUGGAGAUGUCCCUUGGGAGAUGUUCUUAUCGACGGUAAAGAGGUUGAAGAUCACAAGGGUAGACACAUUCGGGUGUUAGUUAAGUGAGGAACAUGACACUGCCUCUUCCUUCCACCACUGAUUAAUUUCAAGUUUUGUCCUCUAGAGUGAGACUCUACUGUUGUCGCUGAUUAGAAAACUUAGAAAAUCUUAAUUUACUUAGUGAAGUAUGCACAGAUAGAUGUAUAUGCAUAGCUCACUCUGCUCUUCUUUGGAGAUUAAUGGAAAAGAAUAGUGUUGUAUAUUAGUUCUCACCCAUUCUGGGCUACCGGCUUUAUUUUCUUUCCAGAACUCAGAUUCUAACUGUUAGAAUUUCUCUUUGCCGACUCAAUUUCCUCAAUUUUAUUAUUAUGUUGAGAGCAAAUGAAUAUACGAGUCUCUGUUUUCUGCCUGGA
Messenger RNA from Glycine soja, 959 nucleotides. RefSeq names its product auxin-responsive protein IAA20-like. The record is from RefSeq and is a predicted model, not a curated record. Gene Ontology annotation, cellular component: nucleus. Bases 62 to 604 code for a protein of 180 amino acids. The transcript has 4 exons. Gene Ontology annotation, molecular function: protein binding. NCBI's taxonomy places the organism in Eukaryota, Viridiplantae, Streptophyta, Magnoliopsida, Fabales, Fabaceae. Gene Ontology annotation, biological process: regulation of DNA-templated transcription.